Molecule: messenger RNA, 1524 nt
Organism: Tauraco erythrolophus (red-crested turaco)
Lineage: Eukaryota; Metazoa; Chordata; Aves; Musophagiformes; Musophagidae
Product: potassium voltage-gated channel subfamily V member 2-like
Biological process (GO): potassium ion transmembrane transport; action potential; protein homooligomerization
Cellular component (GO): membrane; voltage-gated potassium channel complex
Molecular function (GO): delayed rectifier potassium channel activity
Source: RefSeq, a predicted model, not a curated record
AUGAGGGAGCUGGGGAUGAGGCGUGCGAGUCUCUCUGCCAGCCUGAAGAUAGGGGAUCGCUGGGGCUGCUGCCGGACUCCGGAGGAAGAGGAAGUCCACAUCCCGUUUGCGCAGGACAGCCUGGUAAAGCAAUGGAGCUCCAUGCAGAACGUGACGGACAGAAACCUGGAAAAAUGCAAGACUCCCAUCCAAAGGAACAAGUACUUGCUCAACAUCAACGUGGGUGGCACGUUGUUCCAGAUAGCUUACAAAGUAGCCGCCCGCUAUCCCGUCACCAGGCUCGGGAAGCUGGCGCUUUAUACGGACCCUAUGAAGAAGCUCCAGCUCUGCGAUGACUACUCAGUGCAGAAAAAUGAGUAUUUCUUUGACAGAGAUCCUUCCAUUUUCCACUACAUCUUCCACUUCUAUCGCAGCGGGGUCCUGUGGAUAAUGGAUGAGAUGUGCCCCAGUAACUUUGUGGAGGAAAUCGAGUACUGGGGGAUCCAUCUGAAAUACUCUCAACGCUGCUGCCGGAUCCUCUUUGAGGAAAAGCAAGAUGAACUCAGCGAGUACCUGAAAAUACAGAAGGAGCUGGAGGCAGAACUGGAGCCGGUGGACUCAGUGGAGCACUUUGAGGGCAAAUUUCUGGGACGGUUUCGGAAGGCGAUCUGGAACCUCAUUGAGAACCCGUACUCUUCUAUCCCAGCCAAGAUCAUUGCUGUCAUGUCGAGCUUCUUUGUGCUUAUCUCCAUCGUGGGCAUGACACUGAGCACAGUGGAGGAGAUGAAACACAAGACAGGGAAGAUGUGGAUGGAGCAGCUGGAGAUGAUCUGUGCCAUCUUCUUCACCUCUGAAUACCUCAUGCGGCUCAUCUCCUCCUCCAGCUUCAAGAACUUUUUGCGGGCAGCGUUUAAUGCUGUAGACCUGGUGGCCAUCCUGCCCUUCUACAUCCAGAUCCUCUUUGAAAAUCUGGAUGAAGGGGACGUGCUUUACCAUGAGGAACUGCACAAGGUGGAGAGCGUGAGCAAGCUGGGCAAAGUCCUCAAGCUCAUCAAGCUCAUGAGGAUCUUCCGCAUCCUCAAGCUAGCGCGUCACUCCACCGGCCUCCGGGCCUUCGGCUUCACCAUGCGCCAGUGCUACCAGCAGGUUUGCUGCCUCCUCCUCUUCAUCGCCAUGGGGGUCUUCACCUUCUCUGCUCUCAUGCAUUCAGUGGAACAUGAUGUCCCAGGCACCAACUUCACCAGUAUCCCCUACGCGUGGUGGUGGGCAGCGGUCAGCCUCUCCACUGUGGGCUACGGAGACACUGUGCCCGACACGGUGCUUGGCAGGAUAGUGGCGUUUGGCUGCAUCUCCUUUGGCAUCAUCCUCAACGGCAUGCCCAUCUCCAUCCUCUUCAACAAGUUUUCUGACUACUAUGCCAAGCUGAAGGCCCACGAAAACGAGACCAGUCAGUCACUCAAGCUCUCCAGGAAGAUCCGCUUGAAGGAGCGAGUCCUGCGGAAGCUGUCGGAGUGCUGCAGAGCUGAGCCCCGCUGUCACCACUGA